This is a messenger RNA of Vespa mandarinia (Asian giant hornet), 1429 nucleotides long. RefSeq names its product E3 ubiquitin-protein ligase MARCHF5. Gene Ontology annotation, molecular function: zinc ion binding. Lineage: Eukaryota; Metazoa; Arthropoda; Insecta; Hymenoptera; Vespidae. The record is from RefSeq and is a predicted model, not a curated record.
AGCUAAUCUGAUUGGUUCAACUGAUUCCAUUCGCGGAAAGUUGCCGUUAAAACUAACGAAAUAUGAGUGUUUUAUUCUAAAGUUACAAUCACAAUAUUCCCGAUGAUUAUUUAAAAAAAAAAAAAAAUAGAUAAUAUCACAAAGUGAACUCAAAGAUAUACAAGAUAAUGAUAUAAUAAUAUUGAAUAUGUUAGUUUAUUAAAACAUCAUGUCAGAUAAUAACUUAUCAUAUACUACCUAUGGCAUUGAUAGCCGUGGCAGAAUAGUACAUAUUGAUCCUGGUGUUUCACAUACUAACAUAAGACGUCUUCCAAGUAUAGAUGAAACUUUGAGAAGACUGCGUACAAAUCUAAGUUCAGAUCGACAAACUAGUGUAUCUAAUAAUGAAAUGUCUGACAUACAACCAGCUACAUUAUCAACUGAAGAAACUAAUUUUCAAACUCCUGUAACCAAUUCAAGUGGUCCUGUACUUUCCAUUGAUGUAACUGAUGGGGCAUCAUCUCCUAGUCAUGAUUCUAGUAUUCCAACUUUAACUUCAGAAGAUGAUAAGAGAUAUUGUUGGGUUUGUUUUGCAACGGAUGAAGACGAUGCAACUGCAUCUUGGGUAAAACCAUGCCAUUGCCGAGGUACAACAAAAUGGGUUCAUCAGGGAUGUAUACAGCGUUGGGUUGAUGAAAAACAAAAAGGUCGUGCUGGUGCACAUGUAGCUUGUCCGCAGUGUAAUACAGAAUACAUUAUCGUUUAUCCAAACAUGGGGCCAUUGGUUGUAAUACUUGAUACUAUUGAUGGAAUUAUUUUUCGAGUAUGUCCUUUUAUUGCUGCGGGCAUAGUAAUUGGAUCUAUAUAUUGGACAGCUGUAACUUAUGGAGCAGUAACAGUUAUGCAAGUAGUUGGUCAUAAAGAUGGUUUAACUAUGAUGGAACAAGCUGAUCCUUUGGUAUUAUUAGUUGGUCUACCAACUAUUCCGAUUAUGUUAGUUUUGGGAAAAAUGCUAAGAUGGGAAGAUCAAGCACUUAGUCUUCUUAGACGACAUGCUUGCAAAGUUCCUAUCCUAAGGCACUUUCUACCUAGUAGAACACAAUCACAAGAUGUUCCACCAAUGAGUGACCCAGUAUCUGCAACUCGCGUACUUUGUGGAGCACUUCUUUUACCAACUAUUGCUAGCAUAUGUGGAAAAAUAUUCUUUGAAAGUGUAAACUCAAAUUUUCAAAGGACAUUGCUUGGUGGUGUGGCAUUUAUAACUAUAAAAGGUGCGUUUAAAAUUUAUCACAAACAGCAGCAAUAUGUGAGACAAUGCCAGCGUCGUAUAAUGGAUUACACAGACAGUAAUGUAGCAUUGUAUAAAAGAAAGCAAAGUUCAGAAAGUAAUCAAACUAGCUAAAUCAGAAAAUAUGAAACAGUAAUAAAUGAAAAACAGUAUAAUUUUACA